GAGAAGUUGAUUAGUUUGGAUUGAAAAUGUUGUUGAUUAAGUCAUAUGGCAGACGAUUGUACAAAUGUAUUCAUGUCAGCCAAUUUCGACAAAUUCGAAUGCGUCCACAAGACCCGGAACAAGUGGCCACCAUGGAAGAAUAUGAAUUUGCGGGAGAAAAACAUUCAACAAAACGAUCCAAAUCGGUAUUUUGUUGGGGAUUUUCAGCAACCGGCGCGCUAGGUCGUCACAGCAUUUUUGGUCGAUCGCAGAAAGCGGAUGGUCAACUGGAAAUGCCAAAGCGGACCGUGAUACGAGCACCACAACGUCUAAGAUUUGUGAAUCCUCGAUGUCAUGUUUAUGAUGUAGCAGCGGGAUCCGGUUUCACUGUGAUUGCGGCCACCUAUGACGGCACUUCACAUGUAUUGUUUGGCUGUGGUCUUAAUACCGACUCGCAGAUUGGCUGCCAAUUCAACCAUUCCAAUGAGCCUUUGGUUUGUGUAGCCGAGCCAGUACCAAUCGAUCUGCCAUUGGAUUCGACCAAAAGAAAUAGACAAAAUGCAGAAAAGGUGAUUAAAGUAGCAUGCGGUCGCGCUCAUACUGUAUGUCUGACAAAUCAUGCCAACGUGUUUACUUUGGGUAACAAUUCAUUCGGUCAGUGCGGACGUCCCAUCGUGGAUGAUGAAAAAUAUUUUGCCUCCAAACGUGUUCAUCGGAUUGACUACGAUGAAAGCGAUCCUAUCAUAGAUGUUUGUUGCGGUCUCGACCAUACACUAUUGCUCACUAAAUCCGGUGUUGUCUAUUCAUUUGGUUGGGGUAAUGAUGGUCAAUUGGGUCAAGGAUCGAAUCGUUCAUCGUGGAAAUUAUCCAAAGUUAUCGGCGAUGUUCAAAAUGAACGAAUCAUCAAGGUUUCAUCAGCCGGUGAUUGUGUGCUGGCCAUCAAUGAUAAAGGACAAGUGUUUGGCUGGGGUAAUAACGAAUAUGGACAGCUAGCAAUGGCUAAUACGAAUGACACGCAAAUUCAUACAUCCAAACAUGUUAGACUUGAUGACAAUAUGAUUGGAAAAGUGUGCGAUGUAGCGGCUGCCGGUUCAAUGUGUGCAUUAGUGAAUGGCUCAGGUUCGGUAUUUGUUUGGGGUUAUGGAAUACUUGGAUUCGGACCCAGUAUACGGGAAAAGGUGAUGCCAAGCGAAUUGAAUGGCAAUCUAUUCGGUCGUAAUAUAUUGAAUAGGGAUACACGUGUUAGCAGCAUUACUGCCGGUUUACAUCAUUUUGGUGCCAUCAACAAUAAAGGCGAAUUAUUCAUGUGGGGCAAGAAUAAUCGUGCCAAUCUUGGAAUCGGCUCCAAACAUGACAUGAUGUUUCCAUACAGAAUAUCAAUACCAACAUAUGUGCUCAAAUUGAGUCUGGGUAUCGAUCAUUCCAUCGCCAUUGGACAGCGAUUGAUUUGAUUUGUUUGAAAAAUGUAAAUCCUCAUCGGCAGAUGGCCAUUGUAUAUUCAUUCAUCAAUUUAAAUCGCAUAACA
Dermatophagoides pteronyssinus (European house dust mite) is the source of this 1504-nucleotide messenger RNA. Its product is annotated as RCC1-like G exchanging factor-like protein. Gene Ontology annotation, biological process: positive regulation of mitochondrial translation. NCBI's taxonomy places the organism in Eukaryota, Metazoa, Arthropoda, Arachnida, Sarcoptiformes, Pyroglyphidae. The record is from RefSeq and is a predicted model, not a curated record. Gene Ontology annotation, cellular component: mitochondrial inner membrane. Gene Ontology annotation, molecular function: guanyl-nucleotide exchange factor activity; rRNA binding.